UUAGAGAAGGGUUGUAAUGAGUGUGCGCCUGAAGUUAAAGAGGCAGCGAUAUUAGGGGAGUAGCACCGCGGCACAUUUCAAAGCGUUUUCUCGGCGAUAUUUGAAAAACGGAGUCGUGUGGUGAACUCCUGCGUGUCCCUUUUAAAACAAACCCAGCGCCUGUCAAUCACCGCACAUUCCAACCAAUCCCAAAGCUCCCUUUUUAAAAGCAGGUUUGCCUGCUGUGCUUUUAUAUUGCACCAUGGCCUGUUUCGAAGUAUUUUUUUUUUUUUUACAACCACGGUUAUUGCCACAAAUCAAGAGGGCAAAGUGAACCGGCAUGGGACUCACACCAACUCGAACGAAACUGAAUCUGGUUGCAGCUUCCGCGAUGUUCCCGGCCAAGAAUUUCACAUGCAGAUGAUAUACAGCAAGGGGGGAGAGGAGGAAAAAAAAAAAACAACCAGCAACAUGGGAGCGGGAUUUCUAGGUGCAUCCUGACUGCUUGCACUGGUUGAUUUCUGCAAACUCACAACAAAACAUGACAAGCCUUUCGAGGUUUAGUGGCUGCCCUCUCUCUUGCGUCAACCCCGGGGAGAGCAAUACUGAACCCAGCGUGGUGCUGCCACCUUUGGCAGGGGAGCACAUGGGACACCCCACUGGCAGUUCCUUAAAACUCUGCCCCUCGCACAAUUUGCGAGACUACCCCGAGACGAGGUCCAGUGCAUAUGUUGACCACUCGGUUCCCAGUUUUUCAGACUCUGGAUAUCCCAGUCACCGGUUAGAGCACAGCCCUAGGGGCAUUAUCAUUGGAGCCAAUCUCUCUGGAGCCGGCAUGCCACCUGUCACUGAUCAACUGGCACCAAGACCUAACCAACAUGGCGGGAUGGGGAGGUACCGGGACUUUGCUGGCUGCAGGGACAACAGGAGCCACGCGUUUUUCGCCAGCUACCAGGAGCAGGCCCACGCCUCCACGGACGCGCCCCGCGACUUCGGCGGCCAGAUGAUGCUGGGUCUACCUGGCGACCUCCUAACCCGGAGUCACUCCUACGGCCAGACCAUCAGCCCCAAGGGAAACGGACAGCAGAUCGUCACCCAGUUCCUGGGUCUCUACAAGCCUCUGAACAUGGCGAUCCAGCGUGGGGGAGCCGACGCCUUCCUCAGGUGCUCCAAGCAGGCGAUCAAGCACGAGCUGGUGUGCAAGUGGAGUGACGGCAAAGACGCAGGGACGGGGAAGCUGCCCUGCUCCAGAGCCUUCGGGACCAUGUAUGAACUUGUCACCCAUGUGACAGUGGAGCACGUCGGAGGACCCGAGCACGCCGAAUACAUUUGUCACUGGGAGAACUGUGCGAGGGACAGGAAGCCUUUCAAAGCAAAAUACAAGCUGGUGAACCACGUCAGGGUCCACACUGGGGAGAAGCCCUUUCCCUGUCCAUUUCACGGCUGUGAGAAAGUUUUUGCCAGAUCAGAGAAUCUAAAGAUCCAUAAGAGGACUCACACAGGUGAAAAGCCGUUUAAAUGCGAGUUUGAGGGCUGCAACCGGAGAUUUGCGAACAGCAGUGACAGAAAGAAGCACUCCCACGUCCACUCCAGUGAUAAACCCUACAUGUGCAAGGUCAGGGGCUGUGACAAGUGCUACACCCACCCGAGCUCUCUGCGGAAGCACAUGAAGCUCCACUGCACCAAGGAGGACGUGGCCAAAGGCGGCGACGCACGUCCCAGUGACGAGGGGCAUGCUGCGGAGGGCAGGCCGGCCCGAGCGUCGGACGUGGGCCAGAUCAGCCCCCCUCACGCCCCCACCUCCACUCAGGAUGUCCACCUGUCCCCUGAGAGCCGGGACGAGUCGACCCCGAGGUCGCGCUUCCAUCACGCGUUUGACAGCAGCUUGGACUACUCGGCGCACAGGUCGCAGCCCCUCUUGGACCCUUUGUUGCUGCAGAGGGGCAGCUACAGGUCUCAAUCUUCCCAGUACCCCUGCGGCCAGACUGGUCACGCGUUUGCCCAGACCCCGCGGACUUUCUCCUCAGCGUCCCCCUUUCAGAAGAGCAUCGUGAACGGAUGGUACACAUGCCACAGUGGCGUGGACUCCUUCCCACCAAAGCAGUGCAACAACAUCCCCUCCCUCUGAGGGCCCGAGCACAAACUGUGGGCCUUUGUUUUCAUGUUGUAGCCUAAAAACCUAACAGCUGUGUCUCUUUUACUCUGUGUACGUCUGUGAAUGCUGUAUGAAAUAGUUUCUGAAAAGUCCUUUUGGAUUCUGCAUCGCGAAAUGUGGCAAACUUCUGUUUUCCUUGUUGCCCCUCGAUCGGCGUCAUCUACCUAGCAGGCUUCGUGAGCGAAUACGUGUUGCAUAACUUUCCAAAACUGACGGUCAGUCAGAUAAAUGAAAAGAAACGUAUCGCUUUUAAUGCAACAUUUUUAUGGAUAUAAUUAUCGGCGCAGUGAGCAUUCUGAACCUAAAAUCUAACAGGAAAGUUAAAAAAAUAAAUCUGAAUGUAGCCCUCACAGUAGGGGUCUUUGUUGAAUGUAAACUAGGUUUAAUGUAUGUCAAGAUUAAUAGAAAUAUUAUUCAUGACUUUAUGUAUAUCGCAGGAUGAAUCAUUAUCUGGGUGAUCUUUACUUGGGUUAAAUUUUGAGAUCUAACAAGCCUGCUUGGUGGGCCUGCAGCAUGAUUUGACUUUAAUUAAUAUACCGGCAGGCUCAUUAUUUUUUCCUUUUCCUUACCCUUGAUUAAGUUCAACAUUUUUGCUCCUUUUUCUCAUAAAACAUUGGUGCUUUAUAAUAUGUGUUUAUUUCGCAUUUCCGUGCAAAGUGAGUAAAACCACAGUGUUUGUGUUAAUGGUAAAAAAAAAAAAAAAAAA
Fundulus heteroclitus (mummichog) is the source of this 2840-nucleotide messenger RNA. It is a transcript of the gene zic6, whose product is annotated as zic family member 6. The transcript is spliced from 2 exons. Gene Ontology annotation, molecular function: RNA polymerase II cis-regulatory region sequence-specific DNA binding; DNA-binding transcription factor activity, RNA polymerase II-specific. The record is from RefSeq and is a predicted model, not a curated record. Bases 521 to 2107 code for a protein of 528 amino acids. Gene Ontology annotation, biological process: regulation of transcription by RNA polymerase II; central nervous system development. Gene Ontology annotation, cellular component: nucleus. NCBI's taxonomy places the organism in Eukaryota, Metazoa, Chordata, Actinopteri, Cyprinodontiformes, Fundulidae.